CAACGAAACAUUUUCUGUGUUUCAAAGAUCAAAAGAAAAAUUUCCCGCUUGAAUCAUCAAAUACAAAGCCCUCCAAAUCCUCUCUUCUUCGCCUCAUUCUCCAUCUUCUCUUCUCCUUCCUCUCGCCGGAAAUCUCUCAGAGUUUAGACUUAGUUUUUUUUUUCCUUCACCGUCUUGCGAUUAGCUUCAUCAAUGGCGAACACAGCAACAGUAACCUCCGGUGCGAUUUCGAAGAUAUUGGCAAAUCCGUCCUCGGACUCGCCCUCGGAUGUUCCGGAGAUCGUGGUUCAGGUCGUCGAUCUCGAUCCCAAGGGGAAUCGGUACAUGUUUACUGCUAGCGAUGGGAGUGCGAAGCUAAGAGGUAUUCUCCCAUCCAAAUUUACGUCUGAGGUUAUCUCUGGAAACAUUCAACAUCUGGGUCUUAUCCGUAUUCUUGGAUACACUCUCAAUGAUAUCCCAAACAAGGAAGAAAAGUAUCUAAUCGUGACGGAUUGUGAGGUGGUUUCUCCUGCUCUAGGAAUGGAAGUUAAAACUGAGGUUAAGAAAGAGGAUGUGGGCAUUGUUUUGAAACCAAAACAAGAGUUUGAUGAUAACAAGAGUGCACCGAAUACCGGGGCUGGUAUCCUUUUAAAGCCAAAGCAAGAAUUGGUUACCAAAUCAGCAGCUCAAAUUGUACACGAGCAGCGUACAAAUAUGGCACCAGCUGCACGGAUGUCCAUGACAAGGAGAGUUCAUCCCCUUGUUUCUUUAAAUCCUUAUCACGCAAAUUGGACCAUCAAAGCCCGUGUUACAAACAAAGAAAAGAUGCGUACAUACAAGAAUGCUCGAGGAGAAGGUUGCGUUUUCAAUGUGGAGUUGACAGAUGAUGAUGGUACACAAAUACAGGCUACGAUGUUUAAUGAAGCUGCAAGGAAGUUCUAUGAAAAAUUUGCCCUUGGCAAAGUUUAUUACAUCUCUAAGGGAACUUUGAAAGUUGCCAAUAAGCAGUAUAAUACAGUUCAAAAUGAUUACGAAAUGACUUUAAAUGAGAAUUCUGAAGUGGAUGAGGUCAGCAAUGAAGCUGCUCUCAUUCCUAAAAUGAAAUUCAAUUUUGUCAAGAUUGACAUGUUAGGUACUCACGUGAACGGGAAGGAUCUUGUUGAUGUUAUUGGAGUUGUUCAAAGUGUUUCCCCUACGAUGAGCAUUCGAAGGAAAAGCAACAAUGACAUAGCUCCAAAACGUGAUAUAACUAUUGCCGAUGAGACGAAGAAGACAGUCGUGAUAUCUCUGUGGAAUGAUCUUGCGACCAAUGUGGGGCAGGAACUGCUUGACAUUGCUGAUCAAUCUCCCGUAAUUGCAUUGAAAUAUCUCAGAGUUGGAGAUUUUCAAGGUGUAUCUCUGUCGACAAUAAGUAGGAGCAGAGUUUUGAUUAAUCCAGACAUUCCGGAAGCUAAACAUUUGAGAUCCUGGUAUGAUUCUGAAGGAAAAGCCAUGUCCAUGGCUUCUGUCAGCUCUGGCCUGAGCCCAUCAUCCAAGACUGGGUCGAGGUCCAUGUAUUCCGACCGUGUUUCCCUGUCUCAUAUACUCCAAGGCAAAUCAUUGGGUGAAGAAAAGCCAAUGUUCUUCAGCAUUAGAGCAUAUGUUAGCUUUAUUAAGCCUGAUCAAACAAUGUGGUAUCGUGCAUGUAAAACAUGCAACAAGAAGGUGACUGAAGCAAUUGGAUCUGGAUAUUGGUGUGAAAAUUGCCAGAAAAAUGAUGAAGAAUGCAGUUUAAGGUACAUAAUGGUUGUGAGAGUUUCUGAUGCAAGCGGCGAAGCUUGGCUCUCUACAUUCAACGAAGAAGCAGAGAGGCUUAUUGGAUGCUCUGCUGAUGAGCUUGACCAGCUCAAAUCACAGAUGGGAGAGGAGAAUUCAUAUCAAUUGAAACUCAAAGAAGCCACUUGGGUUCCCCAUUUAUUCCGGGUUAGUGUUUCUCAGAAUGAAUACAACAAUGAGAAGAGACAAAGGAUCACUGUCAGGUCUGUUGCUCCAGUUGACUUUGCUGCUGAAUCCAGAUUCUUGCUAGAAGAGAUAGCAAAGAUGAAAGUUCCCUAAGAGGGAAUUAUUGCAGAGCCAUGACUAUCUAUCUCAGAUCAUUUAGGACUUUGGUAGGAAAUGUAAAUUUAAAGCAGCAAUUAGCAGUUUUCCUUUUCUUUAGUGAACUCAGGGGAAUAGUUUAUUUGCCAUUACCAAAUGGAAGCAUGUUAGCCUUUAGUUCACAUGUUAUGCCUUAUGGUAACUGGAUGCUUCAAAUGCAAGAAUUUUGUUAAGAAAAAUGGUGUAGAUAUUCAAUUAUGAAUGUUUCAAAUUGUUGAACAGAA
Molecule: messenger RNA, 2339 nt
Organism: Momordica charantia (bitter melon)
Lineage: Eukaryota; Viridiplantae; Streptophyta; Magnoliopsida; Cucurbitales; Cucurbitaceae
Product: replication protein A 70 kDa DNA-binding subunit B
Biological process (GO): DNA replication; DNA repair; DNA recombination
Cellular component (GO): nucleus
Molecular function (GO): DNA binding
Source: RefSeq, a predicted model, not a curated record